AGGGGGCGUGUGUAUGUAUGUGUGUGUGUAUCUGUAUAUAUAUAUAUAUAUAUAUAUAUAUAUAUAUAUAUAACAGUAAUCAGUUUCAUUUUUGAUGCUUUCAAUUUUGCAAGACGCACUCGGACUCACUUCUCUUUCUUCUUCCUAACCCAGACUAAAAAAUGCCGCCAACCCGCUACCACCUCUUCCUCCCUGCCACCAUCACGCGCCGUCACUUCGCCACAAAGUACAUAGCCAAAAUCACCUCAGCCUCCCCCACCGGCCGUUCGCUUACGGCUGAGGUCACCACACCUCAGCCAAUCCCUUACGACUCUCGCGGCUACCCAAUCCUCCGCCACCUUGUAAUCUGCAAGGCCACUCGUCUCAUCAAAGCCCGUACUGCUACUUCAUCGCUUUCGGAUUACUUCUCCUCUCUGUCUCCACCUCUUACUUCAGCCGAAGCCUCUGAAAUUCUCAAAUCCCUAAACUGCCCUCGUCUUGCGUCUAAUUUUUUCCGGUUUUGUCCCUCACUUUCCCCUAAUUUUCACCAUGAUGCCUUUACUUACUCACGUCUCAUAUUAAUCCUCUCUAAAUCGAUUCUCCCCGACCGGUUUGAUAUUGUCCGUGCAUUACUGGGCGACAUGGAGAGGGCCAAGAUACGUGGCAACAUCUCAACCGUUAAUAUUUUGAUCGGCUUUUUUGGCAAUUCUGAUGACUUGAAAAAUUGUAUUGGGUUGGUCAAAAAAUGGGACUUGAAGAUGAACUGUUACACAUACAAGUGUUUGAUGCAAGCUUACUUGAGAUCACGUGACGUGCACGAGGCUUUCAGGGCUUACAGUGGGAUGAGAAAGAAAGGGUACCAGUUGGACAUCUUUGCCUACAACAUGCUGUUGGACGCUUUGGCUAAAAAUGAAAAGGUCGAUGAAGCUUACAGGGUUUUUGAAGACAUGAAACGGAAGCAUUGUGAACCUGAUGAGUAUACAUACACAAUCAUGAUCAGAAUGACUGGAAAGAUGGGUAAACCUGAUGAAUCACUGGCACUUUUUGACGAAAUGAUAACAAAGGGCUGCACUCCUAAUUUAAUUGCUUAUAACACCAUGAUCCAGGCACUUGCAAAUGGCCGAAUGGUUGACAAAGUCGUUCUUCUCUUCUCUAAAAUGGUGGAAAGAGAAUGUCGGCCUAAUGAAUUUACAUAUAGUAUCAUUUUAAAUGUCCUGGCUGCAGAAGGGCAGCUUGCUAAACUAGAUGAGGUUGUUGAAGUGUCAAAGAAAUACAUGACUAAGUCAAUCUAUGCAUAUCUUGUUAGAACUCUGAGCAAAUUGAGCCACGUAAGUGAAGCUCAUCGAUUGUUUUGUAGCAUGUGGUGCUUACAUGAUAGGGGAGAUCGGGAUGCUUACAUGUCCAUGUUAGAAAGCCUGUGCAGUAUGGGAAAAACACUAGAGGCUAUGGACCUGCUGAGUAAGAUUCAUGAAAAGGGAAUAGAUUCUGAUACACUGAUGUAUAACACGGUAUCAUCAGCUCUUGGCAAGUUGAAGCAAAUAUCUCAUCUUCAUGAUCUUUAUGAGAAAAUGAAAAGAGAUGGCCCUUCACCAGAUAUAUUUACAUAUAAUAUUCUGAUUGCAAGCUUUGGUAGGGCUGGAAAUGUUGACGAAGCUGUUAAAGUUUUUGAAGAACUUGAGAGCAACAACUGUAAACCAGAUAUCAUCUCUUACAAUUCUUUGAUCAAUUGCCUUGGGAAGAAUGGUAAUCUUGAUGAAGCACACAUGAGAUUUAAGGAGAUGCAAGAGAAAGGGUUGAAUCCUGAUGUUGUUACAUACAGUACACUCAUCGAGUGCUUUGGCAAGACGGACAAAGUUGAUAUGGCUUGCAGAUUGUUUGAUGAGAUGCUAGCUGAAGGCUGCUGUCCAAACAUUGUGACAUACAACAUCUUACUCGACUGCCUUGAGAGAAGUGGGAGAACUGCAGAAGCUGUGGAUCUUUAUGCAAAACUGAAACAACAAGGAUUAACACCUGAUUCUAUCACAUAUGCAGUGCUUGAACGAUUGCAGAGUGGUUCUCACAGGAAAGUCAGAGUUCGGAGGCAGAAUCCAAUUACAGGUUGGGUUCGGGCAUGGCAAUAUCAUCAUGUCAGUGCAAGGACAUGAGAUGCCGUGCCCGGGAGAGCAGUUUUUGUUAAUAAAUCAGCAGUAGGACCUGGGCUUGGCUUCUUUAAUCCUGAUUCAUGAUUGGAGCCUAGAUAGAUUCAGUGGACUUUUAGCCUGACUGCCAUAAAGAAUUUCAAUGCAUACCCAGAAAUGGUCAUAAUCUAUUGUUACUCUUGUGAAUGGUUGCAAGCUAGUCAUGAUGGGAAAGUAUUGUCAUAAUGGUGCACCAAGCCAGAAAGGUUGAGGUUGUUCAAGAAAAUCACAGCUUCAUUGUCACCAUUACAAAUCCUGCGAAGUUGGGUGGACAAAAAUCCUCAGCUGAGUUUAUCUUGCCCUAGAAAUUACAUUUAAUAGACAUCAAGUUACAUCCCAACUGUAGAUCAAUGUCUUCAUAGUUCACAGAAGCGAUACCAGCACAACAAAGAUGAUGCACUCAAGUCAAUGAUCAGUGACACAUUUUAUAAUUUAAUUGAUUUGUUUUCAAUCUUAUAGCUUUUUUUUUCAUAGUAAUUUGAAAGCUUAAUGUGCUUCCUGGA
Messenger RNA from Mangifera indica (mango), 2659 nucleotides. Its product is annotated as pentatricopeptide repeat-containing protein At1g51965, mitochondrial-like. Gene Ontology annotation, molecular function: protein binding. The coding region runs from base 162 to 2123 and encodes 653 amino acids. Lineage: Eukaryota; Viridiplantae; Streptophyta; Magnoliopsida; Sapindales; Anacardiaceae. The record is from RefSeq and is a predicted model, not a curated record. The transcript has 2 exons.